This is a messenger RNA of Rotaria socialis, 630 nucleotides long. NCBI's taxonomy places the organism in Eukaryota, Metazoa, Rotifera, Eurotatoria, Philodinida, Philodinidae. The record is from the annotation of a GenBank genome assembly.
AUGCCACAAACUUCGAAUAAUUUAAUGGGUAGUAAUUAUACAAAUAAAACAAUAAAAUGUGUUUGUGUUGGUGAUGGUUGUGUUGGUAAAACAUCAAUGCUUAUAUCAUAUACUACGAAUACAUUUCCACAGUCUUAUGUUCCGACGGUAUUUGAUAAUUAUUCAGUUACUGUAAUGAUUAACAAUGAACCGUGCACACUUGCUUUAUUUGACACUGCUGGUCAAACUGGCUUUGAAUUGAUGCGUGCAUUUUCAUAUACGAAUACUGAUGUAUUUCUUGUUUGCUUCAGUGUUAUGGCUCCAGCAUCAUUUAAUAAUGCACUUAAAAUUUGGAUCGCUGAAAUACGUCAAUCAACAUCACCAUCUGGUACAGCACCCUUUGUUCUCGUUGGAACAAAAAUUGAUCUUCGUAAAAAUCUAGCCGACGUUGAAUUAUUAGCUAAAUCGAAACAAAAGCCAAUAACACGUGAAGAAGGUGAACGUGCAGCAAAAGAAUACGGUGCAUAUGCAUAUAUUGAAUGUUCAGCAUUAACACAGGAAAAUCUUAAAGAAACAUUUGAUGCUGCUAUAUUAGCUGCACUUACUCCAAUACCUUCUAAGCGUGUUAAAAUUUUAUGUUGUUGCUCAUAA